Symbiodinium sp. CCMP2592 is the source of this 378-nucleotide messenger RNA. The record is from the annotation of a GenBank genome assembly. Lineage: Eukaryota; Dinophyceae; Suessiales; Symbiodiniaceae.
AUGCCAGGACCUCCCUUGGAGAAGAACAGAAGUUGUAUGUAUUCUGCAGUUUCUGCGAGGAGUGAGGCAUCUAGCGAUGACACUCGGCCGCUGGUUCCGACGCCAAGUCACGAUCACCGUCCACCCGUGGAGGAUGAUUAUGAUGUGGUGGAGGCUGCGAGGCACUUUGCAUCGCAGCGCUCGGCAGAUCCCAAGCAGCAGCAGCGAGAGGACUUGCAGUCCAUGAUUGAGAUGAAGGAGUCGCAGGUGAAGCAGCUUCAGAGGACCUCCAAGAAGCCGCACACCAAGCUGGAGCUUCGCAUGCACUACGCGAAGGUCUGCGAUGAGAUCGAAACAGAGGUUGCCGAGCUGCGGAAGUCUUUGGCGGUGCUUGGCUGA